Lytechinus pictus (painted urchin) is the source of this 4780-nucleotide messenger RNA. RefSeq names its product tyramine receptor 1-like. NCBI's taxonomy places the organism in Eukaryota, Metazoa, Echinodermata, Echinoidea, Temnopleuroida, Toxopneustidae. Gene Ontology annotation, molecular function: G protein-coupled photoreceptor activity. Gene Ontology annotation, biological process: G protein-coupled receptor signaling pathway; phototransduction; cellular response to light stimulus. Gene Ontology annotation, cellular component: plasma membrane. The record is from RefSeq and is a predicted model, not a curated record. The coding region runs from base 889 to 2379 and encodes 496 amino acids. The transcript is spliced from 4 exons.
AUUGAGGAUGUUUGUUUUGGACGGCUCAAAUUAUCAGGGCAAUAUCAGCUAUAGAAGGUUCAAAAGUUAAUGAAGCUGAGUAACUUACUUUUAAGAUAAUCUGUGACGUCGCUAUAAAUGCGUCCAUAAAAUGAGUUGUUGCCCGUCGGAGUAGAGGAGAUGAGAUUUCUGCGUGGUGUUGGAGAGAUUGCGGCGACUCCCGCUAAACGAUUAAAAUCGACGUUGGGUGUAGCUCUUUGAAGGACAGUUGACAUUUUAGUCACGACAAGAACCGAUGUCUCCACACAAGUGAUUGUGCAAACAGGAUUUUGAAAUAAUUACUCGUAGUCAUGAAAUGGACGCCAGUAAUAAACACAAUAACGAUGAAAUUCAGUAUCACGGUUUACUAGAAACGCAAUACGCUGGUAGCGGCUUAUGACAUUUUUAUUUGCAAUCCAUUUUGAUCUCACAUCUUGAUACUCGAUUCAUUGUCACAUAUACGAUCGAAAAUACGGUAUCUAUUUGUCCGCCUCCAUGGUGUGACUCUUAAAAUAUUACAUUUCCUUAGAAACCCAUACAAAGACGUGGUAAUUUAACAGCUAGCAUUUGUAAAUUGGGUCUCUGCUCGAGGAUAAAGGAUCAAUGAAUAUACCUAUACAUCAAGCAUGUGAUCAGGAUCGUGGACAUUAACAGACUAACAGCAAAAUGAGGAAAACGUGUGAUCCCGAAUCUGAGAGAAUAUACCCCAGUGGCCUGUCUACGCCUUUCAGUUGGAAAUAAACCAUAGUUUGAUUUUGCGGAUUAUGAGCUAUCUAUAUCGGUAUAACAAGAAAGAAUGUUUAAACAAGUAAUUGUUAAGUUACGAUUCAUCCCAUAAAUAUAAGUGCUAUAUCAGAAGAGUUUGCAGCAAUGGAUAGUCUCAAAUUUGAGACCCUGAACGUGACAAAUGCCACCCCUGAGUCACCGCCGUUACACGAAACGAACAGUCCCCAAGCGAUAUCGGAAGCUGUUACCCUCGUCAUCAUCAUGAUCGCAUCGUUCUUCACAAACAUCUUGGCCAUGACGCAGAUCUUGACGUCGAAGAAGCUGAGGAAGAACCAUCACAACCUCCUGAUCGCCAACCUCAACGUCAUUGAUCUUGGAAUCACUCUCUUCAGCAUGACGUUCUCCGUAGCAGCCAUUUUCGAUGAUGGGUACCUUUUGAGGAAUAACGCGACUAUCUGCACGAUCAAUGGGUUCUGUGCCAUCACGUGUAGCGUUGGCAAUUUCACCAACGUCAUGUGCAUCGCCGUUGAUCGUUACAUCUCCAUUGUCUGGUCGACCCGUUUUCCACCAACUCGAAAUCGAGUGUACUGCAUGAUUGCUUUCGUUUGGGUAGUCAGUGUCACAAUCACCUUGCCACCGACGUUUGAGUUCCUCUCUGCAUUCGAGUACACCGAGAAUACCCACCAUUGCUCUCCGAGUUGGAACGUGCAUAGUUACUUCUAUAUCUGGUUCACGGUUAUUUUCGGUGUAACAGUGCCCGUGAUGAUCAUCUGCUACGCAUGCAUCAUCUACCACAUCCGGAAGAGCGAUCGGAAGCUCCGCGUUUACGACGGUAUGAAAACCAGCGGGAAAAUAUCCAAGCAACUAUCAGGGUCCAGAUCCAGCGGAAGCCCGCAGGGUUCAACAAAUCUUAGGCCGAAUGCAGGAUGCCCCACACAUCACAAUCAAAUGCUUCAGCCGAAUGUAAACGCCGAGCAUCCAAACCUAGGGAAGCACAACAGUGACGGUAUCUCUGAAGCACGUGUGAACCGAGGAUUUCACGGCGACAGUCUCCAUCUUCGUGAUGUUAUCGUAGACAAGUAUGAACCCAGGAUUGUGGGACCAGGACCCUAUGUAAUUUCUGGACAGAGGUGCAGUCUAUCACCGACACAGUCCUUACCGAUCUUACCGAUAGGUGACUCAGGAACCCAGGCAUCCAGCAGUGCCAAUGGUCAGCGUGGGACUGGUUCAGCUCAAACCGAAUCGAAGACAGAAGAGCAUGAUCAGCGUACGAGGAGGCACGCGGACUCGGACCAAAGUGUGAAUCAUGACAAUAUCCUAAAUAAGAUGUCAGCAAGGAAACUAAGCGUAGAAAAACGGGUGGCACUGACAGGUGCCAUGCUGAUACUCACCACGAUAUUCUGUUGGGCACCGUACUGCAUCAUACACUUCCCACAUUUCCCACCCGCUAGUCAUUCCUGGGCUGCCGUCACCAUGUGGAUGGCAUACGCGAAUUCCCUUUUGGAUCCGCUUGUUUAUGUCUUCAUCAAUAGGAAAGAGAGCACUGUACAACACCUGAUGACCAUCGUAAGAACCUGCUGCAAUGUACCAAGAAAGACGUGGAGCCGUCUUUGUUGUCGGGGCACUGACAGGUGACUUUAUUUCUUUGACAAAAACUCAUCCUGUGGAUAGUACCCGUCAAGUCCUUGCUACAUAAGUCAAAGCAUCUGCCUUUAUCAAGAAGACUAAUUGGAUUAGGUAUAGGCAAAAUGAAAGGUCUAGACGCGGCGGUCUUGGGUUGAUGAAAAGGAACGAUCAGAAAAAUGAAAGAAACACCAUUUUGUGGAGCAUGGAAUUUCAUAGGGUGACACUUAGAAUGUAUUUUAAAAAGACUGUCGACUGGUUGGCCUCAUCUUCACGAUAGACCCCAUAUCAUACAGGCCAAGGAAUCUGUAUUGAUCGAGACGCAUUUGUAUGCCAAGAGAAUACAAUAGUUUCAAGAUCCUCUAUUUAAAAUUUAACAGUUAAAUAUUCAAUUGGAAGUGUUUUUUUACUAGUACUGACUUUUACUCGUAAAUGAGUCCAGUUGUUGUGAUCGAGUUCGAUGUCAUCCGCAAAGAGGUUUGCAGUAUUUUCUCGACAAAGCAUUACGUUCCAUACGGAGUGGAACAUCUUAUGAACAUCCUUGACAGGACAAAAUGAAUAAGACAGGAUAACAUUGAAUGUUAAAAUAAAAAAAAGACCCACAUUCUCUCAACUUUACAUUGGAGAUACUUAAUGUCCAGAAUUGAGAUUCCUACGUUUCUCUAGUAUAAUCUAAUACUGAGGACCCUAUAUACCUCCCAGUUGAAGAUACACUACGUCAUGUGAUUCUUUGACACAUUUUCUCCUUUAAAUGUUUUAGGUUUUCAUAUUUAAAGAAAAUAUCUUUUCAAAACGAAGAGAAUCCCUAAAUUAAUAUUUACAAAUUUUAUGAAUAUACGUUCAAGAUUGUAACAUCUUGAAAUGUAAAAUGAAUUUCAAAAUGUAGCAUCAACUUUUUUUCACAAUAAAAAAUCGAUAUCAAAAAUGUAACUAUUGCCAUCCUUUUGUAAUUUUUGAAUGUAAGACGAUACUCCAGUGUUAUUCAAACUAUGGAACACAUACCAAUUUUUAGACAGGCUUUGAAGGUAAAGGAAUUUGCUACAUGAGAAUCGUAGUCUUUUAAAGAGACGAGGAGGUAUAAACAUAUACAUGUAAGUACCUCGACCAAUAAUAGUAACACCAUUAAAAUCUUCAGAUGAUAUCACUCUUUUACGAGCUCUAGUUUUCGCCUUUAUAACAUUUUACAUUCUAUAAUUUAUUACCUUGAAAUAUAAAAAAUUUAACGUAUACCACCAUUUUCUUUAGACAACAUUACUAGGGUAUUAACACAUCUGUACCCCUCAGAAUUAUAACGAUGACACAUCAUGUGGAUUUACUACAGUUACAAGGAGCCGUGGAUUCCUUUCUGGCAUGUUUAUAUUCGUCUCCUCUUUAAGAGAAUUCAUAUUUGCAUUGUUUCGAACCAUGCAGUUGUACGGUAUGGUACUGCUGUCCAUAAACGUCAAAAUGUAGUAAAAGGGGUUUUACAAACACCAUCGGAUCCCUGCUUUUAAGAAACCAUUUCUAUCAUAAUAUAAAAAUAAGAUGAUCAAAAUAGAAUUGAAAAUUAGAGCAAGUCAAGUAAAUUAAUUUUAAUUUUAAUUUUCUGUUUAUUUAUAUCUUACGGUGUCAGAGGUGGCACAGGGAUGAGAAGGAGGGACAAGAUGAUCCAAGAUAAGUUAUUUUCUUUCAUAGCUGUAUUGUAUUAUAUUUUCCUCCCUCUUUUUCAUCACUCAUUUUAUUUUAUUUUAUGCAUUUUGUAAUAUUUAAUGUUAAUUUUUAUUUGUUUUGUGCAUAUUUGAUAAUCAUGUUUAUGUUCUAUAUCUGUUUGUACAGGUGGGGGCUCCGUUGUAAAGCAGCUUUUAUAACUGAACCGGACUACCCUCCCCCUUGUUUUAUUUUAUAUAAUUUUAUAUAAUUUGUAAGGAAAGGGCGAUCGCCCCUUUCUCCAUGUAGCACUGCCCCCGAUUGUAUUUCAUAUAAUCAUAUUGUUAAUAGUAAAAUAUAUUCAUUUUCCUUUUGAAGAGACAGAAAUAUCAUGUGUAACGUAGUAAUUGUACGGUGCAUAAUAAUUCGUAAUUUUACCGAAAUGUUGGCUGGCAAGCGAAUUCCAUGUUUGAAUGCUGCCUUGAAACCCUUUGAGCAUUGAAAAAAUUACAUACAUAGCGGCGUACGUUUUACAAAAACACAAUCAAAGCACUUCCUCAAAAUUCUGACACCUGCACUUCUUUAUUUCUUGCUAAUGAGAAUAUUUCUUUCACAUUUUAUUAUAGCGUAUAAAAAUGGGAGGGGAGGGCUCGUGCCCCCUUGCACAACCGUACCCCAUACGUCUCUUCUAUUGGCCAUAUGUGUCUUGGAAAACUAUUUUGAUAUUGUUUUAUCUAAUUAAUGAUAACAAACAUUAUCCCAAUAAAUACAUAUAGGUGCUAGAGUA